AUGGUUGGCCAAGGGGACUGUCCAACGCUGCCAGCUCCAAUCAAUGUGCUGACCCUGGACGGUAUCAAAGCAGUCUUGGUGGUGCUGAACGAUGCCGAGACAGAGGCCAUCAAUGUUUGCCAAUCGGGGGCAGGGGUGGAAGGGCCAGAGCAUACUGCAGCUCGCUCAAGUCAACUGGCAGCAGUUCGCCCGGCAUGGUGGGAGGACGCCGUGGCCAACUCGGCUGCUGAGGCAGGUGGUUCAGUGGACUUCGAUUUCCGUGGAGCUCUGGCGCUGGGCUCUGAGCAAGGCAGCAGUGCGGUCAACAAUGGGCAUGAGCCAGAGGAUGAGCGUGAUCAGGACGACUGUUAUGUCACUGCCCUGAAUCAUUUUGCGGAGGAUGACGCAUAUGUGAGCCUCACUGCAGUGGAGCGCGACAAGUACAUCAACGUCGAUACGCCAAAGGUGUACUCCGGGCCCACGUCAAGUGAAUCAGAGGCAGAGCAAAGGGACUAUUGGAAGAGAAACUUCAUUGAUGAGAUCAUGGCUCAAACAGCAGCAAGCAAGAAUGAUCCUCAGGGUGACAUCCACACCCCUUCAUUCGAUGAGGAUGAGGUAGACUAUGACAGAGACUUGUUGGCACCAGUGAUCGAAGAGGAGAUCGACCAGAUGGAGGCAUGGCGUCGUUUCCGUGGAGAGCUCACUUUGGGUAGUUUUGCUUUGCAAGCAAUUGCUUUUGGCUAUACUCCAGGUUCCUUCAAAGCUGAAAUCAACGAGAUCGACAUGCCUCUGGGCACCGGCCCUGAGCAAGUCAAGGACGGCCACGAUGCCGAAGCAGUACAGCUCUACGAACGUUGCCUGACCAGUGCGCAGCUCUCCAAAGACGCUGCCUUGGAGGGCUCUGCAUGCCACAAGCUGGGCUUGUCAAAGCACAAGACGGGACAUUACGAGCAAGCCGUUGAGCUGCAAAAGCAAUAUCUGGACAUUUGCAGGAUCCAGGAUGAUCGUGUUGGGGAGAGUGCAGCUCGAGCUGCUUUGGCACAGGCCUAUGAGGCCACUGGCGACACACAAGAGGCCAUCAAGCAGCUGGAGAACCUGUUGAGCGUGGCUAGCGAAGCUGGAGAGCUCAAGGCCCAAGCAGGUGCAUGCCUAAACUUGGGCAUCCUCUACAAUAGCCGUGGCAACCAUGAGAAGUCUGUGGAGCUAUUGGAACAGCAUUUUGAUCUGGCAAGGCAGAUUGGAGAUCGGAAGCUGAUUGACUCUGCUC
Durusdinium trenchii is the source of this 1246-nucleotide messenger RNA. NCBI's taxonomy places the organism in Eukaryota, Dinophyceae, Suessiales, Symbiodiniaceae. The record is from the annotation of a GenBank genome assembly.